UCAAAGUUAUUAAAAAAUAGACUAAAAAUUCUAGAACUCUCGUCUAACUAGAGUGCUCAUGGAGGCAAGCUCGGCCAUGGGUGUGGUUCAUUUUUGUCCAUCAUAGAAAGGAAAUUAAAUCCAUCCAAGUCGGAUUGGCACUGCUGAGCCACCAGCCAUUUACAGAUCACCCAUUUAAAGAUCAGCCAUUUAAUUACUUUCCAAAUUCGGAGAACAAAUUAACAUGGCUCUGUAUUUUUCUAUCCAACAUGCUCAAGUUUUCCACACACGGUGCAGAUUAAAUAAAGAAAACAGAGGCAGUGCAAUUAAGAAUUUUAUCACUCAAACUGGGGUUGAAGGCCAUAGUCCCCACAUCUCCAAAGAAAAAAUUGCGUUCAAAUGUGAGAAAAUUAGUUGUAGACAUACAUUCGUGAGAGCAAUUCCAGAGCAGCAAGCAGGGUCACGAGAAGUUGAAGACUCUGAAGAAUUUUCAUCCAAACUGGUGCUUGUUGUUGGAGGCACAGGUGGAGUUGGGCAGCUUGUAGUGGCAAGAUUGCUGGACAGAGGGAUCAGAAUGCGUGUACUGAUUCGUGACCCCAAGAAAGCAGAGACUUUAUUUGGUAAACAGGAUGCAGAUAAGCUUCAGGUUUUUGUGGGUGAUACACGCCAUCCCAAGGAACUUGAUUCAUCAGUUUUUGAGGGAGUCACACAUGUUAUUUGCUGUACUGGGACAACAGCUUUUCCUUCCAGACGCUGGGAUGGUGAUAACACACCAGAAAAGACAGAUUGGGAUGGCGUUCGAAAUCUUGUGGCUGCCUCAGGUUCAUCACUGAAGAGAUUUGUCCUUGUAUCAUCUGUUGGAGUUACAAAGUUUGAUGAACUUCCAUGGAGCAUCAUGAAUCUUUUUGGAGUGCUAAAGUUCAAAAAGAUGGGAGAAGAAUUUCUUAAGAGUUCUGGGAUUCCUUUCACAAUUAUCAGGCCAGGGAGACUAACUGAUGGGCCAUACACAUCAUAUGAUCUAAAUACUUUGCUUAAAGCAACAGCAGGAACUCGCCAUGCUGUUUUGAUUGGUCAAGGUGAUAAUCUUGUUGGAGAGGCGAGCAGGCAUGAUGUAGCUGAAGCAUGCAUACAGGCAUUAGAUAUGGAAUGCGCAGUUGGCCAAAUAUAUGAAAUCAAUUCAAUUGAGGGAAAUGGACCAGGAAUGGAUCAAGAAAAAUGGGAGAAACUAUUUAAGAAUGCUAACGUUUGUUUAGAAGAGUUGAAUGUAUGAUUGCAGAAACAAAGAAGAAAAACUUAAAAUGUUGUAGAUUGACUAGUAUUUUAUCUAUAAAAAAUGGAAAUGGGAGGAUACAAAGAAUGAGAGAUUUAAACAACUUCUGAAAGCUAUGAUGAAGAUGGUAAUGGAUAGAAUGGACAAAGUAUGUGUAAAAGUAAUGGCCAUUAUUAUCAGAAGGGUGCAGAGCUUUAGUUCUGUACAUAAGACAAUAUGUUCUUAGAUUCUUCCAAUAUUCGUUAAUAAGUUGGCUAGGUGCACUAAAACAUACGGCUAGAUUUCAUAUAUAUAUAUAUAUAUCCUGCGAAGGUAGGACACUAUUGCAUCCAUGCAAUUCUACUUUUUAAUUAGUUCAACCAAUCAUUGUACAUAAUUAAAAUAUUUUAACAAAAAAAUUAUAGUUCAUGUUUAAUUUUUAUUUUAAAUGAUUAUAAAAAUGCGAUUUUUCUUUA
Molecule: messenger RNA, 1704 nt
Organism: Cryptomeria japonica (Japanese cedar)
Lineage: Eukaryota; Viridiplantae; Streptophyta; Pinopsida; Cupressales; Cupressaceae
Exons: 9
Coding region: 224-1249 (341 amino acids)
Source: RefSeq, a predicted model, not a curated record